AUGUCUUCAUCGUUCUUACGGCUCCUUCAAAUUUCUCUUCUCACAGCAACAGCAGUUCUAGCUGCUCCAGCCUCCUCGCCAGCGUCUGUAGCACAACCCAGCUCUACCGUCCUAUUCGCUAGUACAGAUCUUAAUCUCCCCCUUUGGGAACCCAAUAGUCCACCCUCCGUCCCUCAGCCUAUUCGUGGUUCUCUGGGUGCAUCCAUCCUUGGACCGACUAAUACGUUCAUGGAACUAGAGAACGCCGAUUUAUUGGCACCUCCUACGACUGACAGCGGAAGCGUGGGAAAUGCAAAGUGGCCGUUCAGUUUCAGUAAGAACCGAUUGCAGACGGGUGGAUGGGCGAGACAGCAGAACGCUCAAGUGAUGCCCAUAGCCAAAAGUAGGUUUUUGAAGCUCGACCGGAUGAUUCGGUCUGAUCGCUUAUCACACAAUCAAGACAUAGCGGGAGUAAAUAUGAGGCUCGAAGCAGGAGCCAUUCGUGAACUUCACUGGCAUACCACGUCCGAGUGGGCAUACGUCUUGAAAGGAACGACGCAAAUAUCGGCCGUUGAUCAAGAUGGCAAGAACUUUGUGGCGAACGUCAAACCCGGAGACCUUUGGUUCUUCCCUGCUGGCAUCCCUCACUCCUUACAGGCCACUAAUGACACGGCAGAGGGCUCGGAAUUUUUGUUGAUAUUCCCUGACGGAAACUUCGAUGAAAAUGAUACACUCCUGUUGACAGACUGGCUUGCUCAUGUUCCAUUUGAAGUCAUCCAAAAGAAUUUCCAAGUCACCGAUCCGAAGGCAUUCUCUCACAUACCUGCGGAACAACUGUACAUAUUCCCCGGUAAUCCUCCGGCGAAUGCGGAUGCUCCAUCCGACCCACAGGGGACUGUUCCCUUGCCAUACGCUUUCUCAUUCUCUGAAAUCGUGCCCACUCAGCUAGGAGGAGGCACUGUGAAGAUAGCCGAUUCAAGGACUUUCAAGAUAUCCACGACGGUUGCCGUUGCAGAGGUCACGGUUGAACCUGGUGCACUGAGAGAGCUUCACUGGCACCCUACUAUGGACGAAUGGACUUUCUUUUUGGAAGGCGAAGGAAGAGUAACGAUUUUUGCCGGACAGAGUACGGCCAAUACAUUCAACUACCAGGCGGGUGACAUUGCAUACGUGCCAGUUUCACUGGGUCACUACGUUGAAAACACAGGAAACACUACCCUCAAAUACUUGGAAAUAUUCAAUAGCGACCUGUUCCAGGACGUUAGUCUAUCGCAGUGGCUUGCGCUAACACCACCUGCGCUGGUUAAGGCACACUUGGGGUUAGACGACGCGACGAUUCAAGAGUUGACCAAGUUCAAAGAGAAGGCGAUUGUUGUACCUCCUUUGAACCUCACUGGUGCCUAG
This is a messenger RNA of Marasmius oreades (fairy-ring Marasmius), 1383 nucleotides long. RefSeq lists its product as uncharacterized. The transcript has 14 exons. Lineage: Eukaryota; Fungi; Basidiomycota; Agaricomycetes; Agaricales; Marasmiaceae. The record is from RefSeq and is a predicted model, not a curated record. Bases 1 to 1383 code for a protein of 460 amino acids. Gene Ontology annotation, biological process: oxalate metabolic process.